GGUCACCUUGAUCUCGGGUACUUGUUUCUAGGCGAUUCAGGUACUUUGAUAAGAGAAGUUGUGAAUGGCGACACUUGUUGUGUCAGUCUCGUGUCAAGAUAUGCCAUUCACAUAUUUCUAUGCUUGAAACUUCUGAGUGCUGCAGUGCCACCUGGGAAUGUAUGUCGUCUCCAAAAUUGCUUCUCAACGUCAGAUAACACGAAUUCAACGCCGCGCAAUCGGUCCCGCCAUGGUCCAUCUCAUCCCUUUUUGAAGUCGCAAGGACAGAUAAACGACAAACCAAGGUAAUCUCUACUAAGCCCUUGCUUGAUCAAGCCACAGCAAGACUCCACCCGCCCACUUCCCCCCUUUAGGCUUGGGGACAUGGGAUUGGCUUGUGAAUUUUGGCAAGCAGGCAAAGGUGCAAGCUGGCAGGAACUCAGAUACAGGCUCGGCAAAACCGUGGCUUCUCAGACGAGAGCCGCAACAGGAGCAACCCCCGGCUCCUCCAAUUAGCUGCGAAAAGGUGUCAAUUCGUCGCGAUCCAAACUCCAUACUUGACUUAGUGGACACUGGUCAAUAGCUCCAACACGGGGAUUCAAUGUUCAUGAUCAGAGUACUCUAGCAUCGCAAACAACCACGACACUCCUUUGAAGUUAUAGCGAUCGAUCGGAUCGAUACAUACCCGAUAAUGUACUUCGUCUCUGCGGCCAAGGCCCUCGUGGCCGCUGCUGUCUUCUCAGCUGUCACUGCUCACAACAUCGUCCUGCCUGCUCACGGCCGAGAAUGCUUUCACGAGUCCCUACACAAGGACGACACUAUGACUGUCACUUUCCAGGUUGGCGAUCGUGAAUUCGGUAGCGCAGGCAACCUUGAUAUCGACUUCUGGAUCACCAACCCUGCUGGUCAAUACGAGACAAACGAGAAGAGUAUCUCCAACGGCGAUUAUUCGUUCACAGCUAAGCAUGAUGGCAAAUACAUAUACUGCUUCGGAAAUGAGAACUGGGGUGCCAACACCAAGGAGGUCUCCUUCAACGUCCACGGAAUCGUCUACGUGAGCGAGCACGAGAUGCCUGCCGACCCCCUCGACCGUGAAGUUCGGAAGCUGUCCGAUCUUCUUGCCCAGGUCAAGGACGAACAAGAAUACAUCGUGAUCCGUGAGCGCACCCACCGAAACACCGCCGAGAGCACAAACAGCCGAGUCAAGUGGUGGAACAUGUUCGUCAUUGGUGUUGUCAUUGGUGAAUCUCUCUUCCAGGUCUGGUGGCUGCGACGUUUCUUCGAGGUCAAGCGGGUGGUUUAAGGGGUAGACUUAGGUGCAUGACGGCUUGAUAAAAGAUCAACUCAUUGAAAUACUCGGAAAUGUUGUUUGUUUGACGAACCGCAAAUGUGAAGAACGGAUUGGCGCAGUAUUAUAUUGGGAGCACUUCAGGGAGGAUGAAACGAUGAUACAAAAGAGCAAUUGGAAACCUACGCAAAUGUGAUGAUAGGGAGAGCAUGUAAUAUAACAUUUUACGUUGAGAAGAGCCCCAUGUCGCUUGCAUCUGGAUCAAGACAGGGCCCCAGGAAGUCUACGUGACUGCUUUGAUGUUAUUUUACAAAUCGUCUUCGGUAGAUGCACACAGUUUUGAAAUUUCAAAUUCAUUAUUCAACCCGAGCAAGUCUAUGACCAAUUAUCCUGGAAAACAUGUCUUGUAUACUACAAUGCCUUGUAGCUCAAAUCAAGGUCAUUCAUCUCGUUGGCGUAUUUCAUCACUGACAUGACACGAUAUGAACCCGCAAGAAAACCCCAGAAAAGCAAAACCAACGCCUUGUUUUGACUCUCAGAGCCAUUGCAUGCAAAAGGUAAGGAGAUCAUUUAGGCUCCAGGAUCAGACUCAGGGGCCUUACCCGCCUCAGCAUCAGCAUCAGCCUCAGGGGCUUCAACAGGCAGCUCGACAUCUUUGACGGGAUGAAGCAGCAUAGGAGGCAGACACAUUCUGCCCUCGCCACCACGCAUGUUGCCAACUCCCUUACCUUUUUUGCUCUUAUCCUCGGUGCCUUCAAAUUCCUCGCCGCCGUCAUUGUUCACUCGAAGACCUAGCCAGCGACGAUACAUAUUUGGUGCAAAGCCCGAAUUGUAGAACCAGGAAAGGCCGUGCAUGUUGUGUUCGCGAUCACCAAAGAUGCUGGUUCGAGAGCCUCCACUUGCGCCGUCACGGCCGUUAUUGUAAACCUGUGCCAUGUACGCUGUAGGCCAAUUUCGAUCAACAUAGACAGGAUGGGGCACAGCGACGGCCUUGUAGCCAUGCUGCAGAGCGACAGUGGCAGGCCACAUCUCAGGGAAGGCGAAUUGCUUCUUGAAAGCCGUCAUUUUGUGCAUAGUUGUCAGAAGUCGCCGCGACAUACGCGAAGUGGUGAUGAUGUUGGCCCGGCGGGGAGGGAGUCCCUCGGAUCGGUUGUAGCCUGUGAUGUCCUCCUUGAGACCCCAAGUCGUACCAUCAGGGUUAAAGAUCGGGUUAAGCGCAAUGUAAUCGGCCUCUUCUCCAACGCCCCAUUUGUAGUGAUCCUUCUCGUAGGAGGUGGGAGCAACAGGAUCGUUGCCAGGCUCAAACCAGUCAUCAUCGUCCUUAGGACGAAGGGGUCCCCAUACAGUGCGGUGGCCUUUGGUGUCAGAGUCAGGGGACUUGCCCUCAAGACCAGGAACUCCCUUCCAGACAUUGUCAGCGCCUACGACACCCAUCUGACUCUGAACCCGAGCCAUCUGUGAGAAGUCUUCCCAGCUACCGUGAAUACUGGGGAAAUAGAAGCGAGAGUUGCGCUCCCAGAGACCCUUGCGAGGCUGUGAUUUAGACCAGUUCUCAAGCUUGGUAAAGAGAUCGUAAUAGUGACCUGUGUAGCGCACAUCCAUUUCCCAUUGCCAGAAGUAGUCGUAUUCAGGAUGCUUGUGGGCAAAGUACUGCAUGGCCAUGGACAGACCGCGGUACACGCCGUGAACGGGGAGAUCAGGACCACGAGUGAAGUGGUCGUAGAUACCCUGGUAAAGAGCGAGCAUCUGUGUCUCGGACCACAGCGUAACCAAGCCUCUGAACUCUUCAGGAAUGGCCUCCUCAAUGCGCUCGUGGUAGAUUCUUUCGUCCGCCCACACCGGAUGAGCAGCUUCAUUCUUGACCUGAACUAGGAGAUGGAUAUCAUAGCGACCACCAGAUGUCACAGCGAGCUCAGUAAUGAGAGAUCGAAGGUUGGCAAUAUCAUCUUCGCGCCAGUUGUACUCGUCCCAGCAGCGCACAACAACAGCAGUUCGUGGCACCCCGCUCCCAGCAGCCUUGGGCGACGCAUUAUUGAAAUUCCCAGGCUUUUCUUCCUGGUUUUUCUCGUCCUCCUUGCUAUCCUUAGAUUCGGUCUCGUGGGGCUUUCCAGAUUGCGACUCUUCUGCUUUUAAUUCCUGAGGCUUUGACUCACUUGUUUGAGACACAGAAGCCUCGGUAGGCUCAGUCUUUGAGUCAUCAACCUUUGAGUAUGCGACCUGUGAUGCCUCGGACUUGAAUUGUUGAGUAAUUUUUGGUUUUGACGUCUCAACCUGAGAGACAGCGGUCUCUUUGUCAGCCUUGAGCUUAUCCUCCUUAGCACCGCGGCGCUCCAGAGUUGAAGUAGGAAGUGGCUUAGGCUUGGGUUCGUGCGCAAAGAAGCCAUGAGGAGUCUGGAUUUUGGAGGGAAGCUCCUUGAAGCGAGCCUGGUUGGCCUUGAAGCAACGGCGCUGGACAUCAGCCCAGUCAAUCUGUCGAUAGUCCACGCGAGGAGUCUUCUCCCAGACAGCAUCCGACCCUUCCUUUUGUCCAUGUUCACCAACGCUAAGACCACCAUUUCUUGAGGAAUAGCCAAACCCAUAGGGGCCAUAGCGGCCAUAACGGUCGAAACAAAUGUUCUCGGGCAGGUUCAGGGUCUCGUAGGAUCCGAUGGCAUGCUCAGGGAAUCCUUGGGGGCGACCAUUAUAGUAUCGGAGCUGGGGAACCCGUAUUGUGCCGUCAGCAUCUAGAAAACAUUCUUUGCUUCCGGUUUCCUCACUUCGGUUCGCAUAAUCGCUCCAGUCGUUGCUUUUAGGGAGCUUCUUCUUGUUGACCUUGGAAUCAUCCUGGGGCUUGUUCUCCUUUUCCUCCGCGGCACCACCUUUUGUCUCGGCCUUAACGUCGUCCUCUGGCUUGACUUCGUCCCUCGCUUCCUUCUUGGUAGGAUUUGCGCCUUGAGCUUGGGCUUCAAUUUCUUCGGUAGCGGCCCUGUCGGUUUCGUCGGUAUCCUUGUCGCUCUUAAUUUCGUUUUGCUUGCUCCAGUCAUUGCCUUCACUUAGCAUCUCAGGCUCAUCCUUCACAUGAGGCCAUUCCGGCUUUAGCUCCUCGAAAGUGACCAGGCUCUUGAGACCACCAUAGUAUCUUUCCAAGAAGGGGAACUUCUCCCAAGCAGGUGGCGGUGGCGGUGGGCGGUUAUCAACCUUACCGUUGGCAACUUUCCAGUUCUCAACUUGGCUGGCUCGCACAAGACUCAACACCAUAACGAUAAUGAAUGUGAUCACAGUGCAAAAUAAGUAGCGAGUGACCUUGUUUGGCAUUCGGUAGGGGUACACUUUGGCAAUCCUUCGUCUAAGAGGGAGAGGUUUCUUUUGGUGACUGGGCAACAUCAAAAGCCCACUGCUCGCAGAUCCAGAUGUAUGCCUUGAAGAGCCAGCUGAAGAGCUCUCAGGGGAGUAUGGCUCGUCUUCGUAGUCAUCUUCAUCCUCGGUUGAAUAGUCGUCGUCAGAAUAUCGUUCCUUCGUUGGAGAGUUGACUUUUUGAUAUAGUGGGAGCUGAGGCUCGCGCGGCCGCAGUGGAUUUGGCAGCAACCCCAUAAUGGG
Molecule: messenger RNA, 4843 nt
Organism: Fusarium odoratissimum NRRL 54006
Lineage: Eukaryota; Fungi; Ascomycota; Sordariomycetes; Hypocreales; Nectriaceae
Exons: 3
Coding region: 671-1282 (203 amino acids)
Biological process (GO): protein retention in ER lumen; intracellular protein transport; Golgi organization
Cellular component (GO): endoplasmic reticulum; Golgi apparatus; endoplasmic reticulum-Golgi intermediate compartment
Source: RefSeq, a predicted model, not a curated record